AUCUAACUAAUACCCACCCCCAUAAUUGAAGAUUCUCUUUGCCCAUCUCUGUCCUCAUAGUACCAAACUUUUGGAGUAGGUCCUUGUAUUUUCCACAUGUAAAUCAUUCUAUCUUGCUUCUAAAGCCAGCUUUUGGUAACAUAACAAACCCCAUUUUUUCCAUUUUCAUAUCCUUAACUACAAGAGCUAACCUCAUCAUUUUGUUCUCAAGAUUCUUUCUUUGCAUUUAACCACUCCUCCCUUUCCCUUGUCGAAAAACAUGAGACGCGUCGGGAAAUUCGCAUCUCUUCCCUUCUUCUCCGGUUGCGCUUCUCGCUCCAGUGUCGCAACGAGCACGCCUGUUUCCACGACUCAAACCCGAGAGCUUAAAGUUUCUGAAGAAAUAAACCCAAGUGUAGCAAGAAGAGAAGAAAGUGAGAAUAGAGCUUCUGAGGAGAAAAUGAAGAGCAAUUCUUCUGGGUUCUUAGUUGUUCUGCCUAACGUAUCAAUUGGAGUUCAUAAGUUGGUCAGAAGCCUCAAAACUUUCUCCCAAUUAUUUGUUUUGAGAAAAGAGGAAGAGGAAGAGGAAAUGGAAAUGGAGAUUGGAUAUCCAACAGAUGUGAAGCAUGUGACACACAUAGGAGUUGAUGGCUCCACCACUACAAACCCUAUAAAGGGAUGGGAAAAUAAUCUCAAUAACUUUGUUCCUUCUGAAUUUCUCUCUAAUUUCCCUUCCAUUUCUUUAAGGCAAUUUGAACUUUCAAUGGCUGCUCAAACACAAAAUCCUCUUCUUCAUUCAUGAUUUUGUUUCUUUUCUUUUUUCUCCUUUUCAAAACAAUGAUAUGGUAAAGAGAAAAUGAUUGUUUGUAUCAUAUGGCGAUGGGUUUGUUUAUAGCUCGAUCAUUUGAUUGUUUUUUAAUAUGUUUUUAAAUUUAUUUUUAGUUCAAGAAGGGGUGGGGUGAUUCGAAUC
This is a messenger RNA of Momordica charantia (bitter melon), 949 nucleotides long. RefSeq names its product CRIB domain-containing protein RIC4. The record is from RefSeq and is a predicted model, not a curated record. Lineage: Eukaryota; Viridiplantae; Streptophyta; Magnoliopsida; Cucurbitales; Cucurbitaceae.